Acanthocheilonema viteae is the source of this 724-nucleotide messenger RNA. NCBI's taxonomy places the organism in Eukaryota, Metazoa, Nematoda, Chromadorea, Rhabditida, Onchocercidae. The record is from the annotation of a GenBank genome assembly.
CGUAAGCAGUUACGGGAUAGGCAGUGGUCCAGGUGGAAGUGGUAGUUGGUCGACCCGAGGUGUUGGUGGUAUCAGCGGCGAUUCCUAUCAGCAAGGCAGUGGGAUUUUCGGUUCCCAUCGUCAACAGACCACAUUCAUUUCUGCAGCAAUUCCAACCACAUUAUCUCAGCCUAUUCCUCGAAAUGUUCGUCGACAAUUGUUCAAAAAAUUAAUGUUGUUUGUUGAACCAAAUCCAUCAUCACCCAAGAAAUUAUUUGAACUUCCGAAAGCACCAACUUAUCAAACUGGCGGUGACUAUAUUUGUCAAAAUGAACAAUAUCCAAUCACCAAUUUAUCGGAUUCCAAUCUUUCAUCCAACUAUUAUAUCGAGAAUUCUCGGCCAUCUUAUUCAUUACGUUUACCACAAAAGCUUUUCAAUGAACUAUUCUUAACCUGUUGUCAACAGCAUAUACCAACAAAUUGUCACAGUUUAUGUACAUACGAGCAUUGCGAACAUAUCGCAGUCGAAGCGCUAAUUAAAGCGAUUCAACAAGAUGAUUGCGAUCUUAAAUAUCUUAACAAUACCUUGUAUUGCGGAAAUCGAAAUCGAAAUAAUCGAAAUUGUUGGCAGUUUCACGAAAUAUCAUUAUCGGAACUAGAAGUUGGUAAUAGGCUACAUUUUGUAAAAUUUGAAGCAUUACUAUACAUUAAAAGUAUUCUUAUAUUAUUUUCACCAAUACGUUGA